AUGCUAAGAGACAAAGACAUGAGCAGCGGGAGUUACAACCUUUCCACCACCACGACGGGCAGCUACUACAGCUGUGUCAGCCAGAUCACCAUAGGUUAUGACAUUUCCGGGCCUGUUGCGAUUGGGCUCACCCACUGGAAAAAUCCUUACGCUCAAGGCAGACCUACCCUCCCGUCAGAUCUGCCUCUCUUCAUCUCCAAAGAUGCAGGCAUCCCCGUGUAUCACGAGACCCUCACCCGCAAGACUGAGCUGGCCACGCCUUUGUCCUGCCCAGCCUCACUGUCCAUCACUCCAGUGCCUUCUUACAGUAGCAGCAGCCAGGAAACCCUGAGUCAAGACACAACAGGUUUAAGUUUCUCUAUUCAUGGGGCUGAAAAGCGUUUGCAAAUCCAUCAACGGCGAAGUGUGGCAAGCCACCCAGGGUCCCGUCGCCUGCCCGUGGUCAGGCAUUCCUCACUUCCACCAAUUAGAAGGUCAAUAAAAAUGGAGGCAAGCUCUUCUGGACUGACUAAUGGGAAAACCAGAGCCUUCCACCCAGAAGGAGGAGUGGAUUUGCAAGGCUACCAGCUGGAUAUGCAAAUACUACCUGACGGCCCAAAGAGUGAUGUGGACUUUUCAGAGAUUCUUAAUGCAAUACAAGAAAUGGCCAAGGAUGUCAAUAUCCUUUUUGAUGAAUUAGAAGCUGUCAACAGUCCUUGCAAAGAUGACGAUUCUCUCCUUCACCCUGGAAACCUGACCAGUACUUCAGAUGAAGCUAGCAGAUUGGAAGCAGGGGGCGAGACAGUGCGGGAAAAGAGCAAGUCAAAUGGACUCUACUUCAGAGAUGGGAAGUGUCGAAUCGACUACAUUCUUGUGUACAGAAAAUCCAGCCCCCAGACUGAAAAGAGAGAAGUUUUUGAAAGAAAUAUCAGAGCAGAAGGAAUACAAAUGGAGAAAGAGUCCUCCUUAAUAAAUAGUGACAUUAUCUUUGUGAAGUUGCAUGCCCCGUGGGAAGUGCUUGGAAGAUAUGCAGAACAAAUGAAUGUAAGAAUGCCCUUCAGGAGAAAAAUCUAUUACCUGCCCCGCCGGUACAAGUUCAUGAGCAGGAUCGAUAAACAAAUAAGCAGGUUUCGGAGAUGGUUACCGAAGAAGCCAAUGAGGCUGGACAAGGAGACACUGCCAGACCUGGAGGAGAAUGACUGCUACACUGCCCCUUUCAGCCAGCAAAGGAUCCAUCACUUCAUCAUACACAACAAAGACACCUUCUUCAACAACGCCACAAGAAGUAGAAUCGUGCAUCAUAUUUUACAAAGAAUAAAGUAUGAAGAAGGAAAAAACAAAAUUGGUCUGAAUCGCUUGCUUACCAAUGGCUCCUAUGAAGCUGCCUUCCCUCUGCACGAGGGAAGUUACAGAAGCAAAAACUCCAUUAGAACCCAUGGAGCCGAAAACCACCGACACCUGCUGUAUGAGUGCUGGGCCUCCUGGGGCGUGUGGUAUAAAUACCAGCCUUUGGAUCUCGUAAGGCGGUACUUUGGAGAGAAGAUUGGGUUGUAUUUUGCCUGGCUGGGCUGGUACACCGGCAUGCUCUUUCCAGCUGCCUUCAUUGGACUGUUUGUCUUUUUGUAUGGAGUCAUCACUCUGGAUCACUGCCAAGUCAGUAAAGAAGUCUGCCAAGCUACAGAUAUCAUCAUGUGUCCUGUGUGCGAUAAAUACUGUCCAUUCAUGAGGCUGUCAGACAGCUGCGUUUAUGCCAAGGUCACCCACCUUUUUGACAACGGAGCCACUGUCUUCUUUGCUGUUUUCAUGGCCGUCUGGGCAACAGUCUUCCUGGAGUUUUGGAAAAGACGAAGAGCAGUAAUUGCCUAUGACUGGGAUUUGAUAGACUGGGAAGAAGAGGAGGAAGAAAUACGACCCCAGUUCGAAGCCAAGUAUUCCAAGAAAGAGCGGAUGAAUCCCAUUUCGGGAAAGCCAGAACCAUACCAAGCAUUUGCAGAUAAAUGCAGCCGACUGAUUGUUUCUGCAUCAGGAAUAUUUUUUAUGAUCUGCGUGGUGAUCGCUGCUGUGUUUGGGAUCGUCAUUUACCGGGUCGUGACCGUCAGCACUUUUGCCGCCUUCAAGUGGGCGUUAAUUAGGAAUAACUCUCAGGUCGCAACCACAGGGACUGCCGUGUGCAUCAACUUCUGCAUCAUCAUGCUGCUGAAUGUGCUCUAUGAAAGAGUUGCACUUUUUCUGACCAAUUUAGAACAGCCUCGCACAGAGUCGGAGUGGGAGAACAGCUUCACCCUGAAAAUGUUUCUUUUUCAGUUUGUCAAUCUGAACAGCUCCACAUUUUACAUCGCCUUCUUCCUCGGAAGAUUUGCAGGACACCCAGGUGCCUACUUGAGGCUGAUAAACAGGUGGAGACUAGAAGAGUGCCACCCUAGUGGAUGCCUUAUUGAUCUCUGUAUGCAAAUGGGUAUUAUAAUGGUGCUAAAGCAGACCUGGAAUAAUUUCAUGGAACUUGGCUACCCGUUAAUUCAGAACUGGUGGACUAGAAGAAAAGUACGACAAGAGCACGGGCCAGAAAGGAAAAUAAGUUUCCCGCAGUGGGAAAAGGACUACAACCUUCAGCCGAUGAAUGCCUACGGACUCUUUGAUGAAUACUUAGAAAUGAUUCUUCAGUUCGGAUUCACAACUAUCUUUGUGGCAGCUUUUCCCCUAGCACCACUUCUGGCCUUACUAAAUAACAUAAUUGAAAUUCGACUUGACGCCUACAAAUUUGUCACACAAUGGAGGCGACCUUUAGCUUCAAGGGCCAAAGACAUAGGAAUUUGGUAUGGAAUUCUUGAAGGCAUUGGAAUUCUCUCUGUUAUUACAAAUGCAUUUGUCAUCGCGAUAACAUCCGACUUUAUCCCUCGCUUGGUGUAUGCUUAUAAGUAUGGACCUUGUGCAGGCCAAGGAGAAGCUGGGCAAAAGUGCAUGGUUGGCUAUGUGAAUGCCAGCUUGUCUGUGUUUCGUAUUGCUGACUUUGAGAACCGAUCUGAGCCGGAGUCCGAUGGCAGUGAGUUCUCGGGGACUCCUCUCAAAUACUGCAGAUACCGAGACUACCGUGACCCUCCUCACUCACUGGUGCCCUACGGCUACACGCUGCAGUUCUGGCAUGUCCUAGCGGCUCGACUGGCUUUCAUCAUUGUGUUUGAGCACCUCGUGUUUUGUAUAAAGCACCUCAUUUCAUAUCUGAUCCCAGACCUCCCAAAAGAUCUAAGGGAUCGAAUGAGAAGAGAGAAGUACUUGAUCCAGGAGAUGAUGUAUGAGGCAGAACUGGAGCGUCUCCAGAAGGAACGGAAGGAGAGGAAGAAAAAUGGCAGAGCACACCACAACGAGUGGCCGUGACCGGUUACAGUUCAUUUCCCGGCCAAGGACCCCGAACUCUGUUUACUUCUGGCUGUGCAGGAGCAC
Messenger RNA from Artibeus jamaicensis (Jamaican fruit-eating bat), 3417 nucleotides. RefSeq names its product anoctamin 4 (gene ANO4). Lineage: Eukaryota; Metazoa; Chordata; Mammalia; Chiroptera; Phyllostomidae. Gene Ontology annotation, molecular function: protein dimerization activity; chloride channel activity. Gene Ontology annotation, biological process: chloride transmembrane transport. The transcript is spliced from 30 exons. The record is from RefSeq and is a predicted model, not a curated record. Bases 1 to 3351 code for a protein of 1116 amino acids. Gene Ontology annotation, cellular component: plasma membrane.